This is a messenger RNA of Danaus plexippus (monarch butterfly), 1317 nucleotides long. It is a transcript of the gene Scp2, whose product is annotated as calexcitin-2. NCBI's taxonomy places the organism in Eukaryota, Metazoa, Arthropoda, Insecta, Lepidoptera, Nymphalidae. The coding region runs from base 126 to 680 and encodes 184 amino acids. The record is from RefSeq and is a predicted model, not a curated record. The transcript is spliced from 7 exons. Gene Ontology annotation, molecular function: calcium ion binding.
GCAGUAGACGUGGUCGGUUCCCGUUCGCCGCACGGCAUUACUCGUUGUGCCGCUGUCGCAGACGAACGCUCUCCAAAAACCAGAAGUUUUUCCUGAAUACCGCUGAACUAACAAAAGACUUGAAAAUGUCCAUCUCUGAAUUCAGGAGGAAGAAGCUUCUUUACGUCUUCAAUGUUUUCUUCGAUGUCAAUCAGAGCGGUACCAUUGAAAGGAAGGAUUUCGAGUUGGCCAUUGAGAAAAUCUGCAGUCUCCGCGGCUGGAAACCUGGAGACCCAAAGAACACUGAAACUCACGAGAUUAUGAUCAAGAUCUGGGAAGGGCUCAGGAAGAGAGCUGAUUCUAACAAGGAUGGCCAGGUGUCAGUAGAGGAAUGGGUUUCUAUGUGGAACGAUUAUGCUCAGAACCCGUCCGCAGCAUUGCAAUGGCAGCAAUUAUAUGCUCAGUUCAUGUUUCAACUGGAGGACGCCAGUGCUGAUGGUACUAUAGAUUGUGAUGAAUUCACCACCGUUUGCUCUUCUUAUGGUAUUAACCCCCAGGAGUGUAAGGUGGCUUUUGGCAAGAUGGCCAAGGGCAAGGCGAGUGUCUCUUGGGAGGAGUUCCAGGAUUUGUGGAAGGAAUAUUUCUCUACGGAAGAUCCUAACGCGUCAGGAAAUUUUAUAUUCGGCAGAACUAGUUUCUAAAUUUGAUGUUGACAUUUAGGCCCGCAACUUCGAUCUAGACAAAACCGUCUAUACAUUCCCUUUAGUCAUGACGGACAGUUUUGGCUUCGGGGUCUAUCACACGCGUGUGAAAUUCAAUCACAUUGUUUUUAUAAAACUUGUGAUUGACAAAAUAUAUGUCAAUGUCAUUUUGUGUACGUGUUCAGAGAAUAUAAACAUAAUUUUCUCGGUAAUAUAAUAAUUGUUUGUCUUCUAGUUUCAGCUCAAAUUAGAUUCCUUCGUAGAUUACGUGCUGUACAACGAAUAUUUCACUAUUGACUUCAUUCAUAUCUGUAGUUAUAUUUAGACAUUAAAUUCUUUAAACUAUAUAGAUGCUAUUGCUUCUCUUAUUAAAGAAGAUUUUAUCUCAUUAGAUAUAUGUCUUAAAUCAAAAAUCUUAGCCAAAUCCGCCAUUUAUAAUACAGACGAGACCAACUACAACUGCCUUUGGUCAAUUUAAAGUGGAUUUCUAGUGAAACAGGAGUAAUAAUAUUAAUUGUAUUGAUGUUUAUAUAACUAUGAAAUUGUAUAUGUAUUUGAUCCCUCAAAGUAAUAGUUUCUCUUUAAAAUGUUCUCUCUUAUGUAUAUAUUAUAAUGAAUAAAUUAUGUCAUAUCCAAA